Molecule: messenger RNA, 4204 nt
Organism: Sinocyclocheilus anshuiensis
Lineage: Eukaryota; Metazoa; Chordata; Actinopteri; Cypriniformes; Cyprinidae
Product: vesicle-associated membrane protein 2-like
Exons: 5
Coding region: 248-580 (110 amino acids)
Biological process (GO): vesicle-mediated transport
Cellular component (GO): membrane
Source: RefSeq, a predicted model, not a curated record
UUUGUUCGCCUAAUCCGAACAUCUAUUUUUUAUGUGUUCAUAGUGACAGAAGAGAGUAGCGGUAGAGCGCCCUUCUUAUAAAGGCAAUAAUAGCGAGGCGCUGGAAAUAAAUAAAUACAAACCUUUAAGGAAUACCGCUUUACUGGAAUAACCUGGAGAGUGCAUUAUUUAUCCCGGAGACGGGGAGAAACGCCUGAAGCAGCGCGUUCAUCCACACAUUGUAGACGCACACAAAACCAGGUUCAAAAUGUCUGCCCCAGGCCCUGCCGGUGCCCCAGAAGGAGGUAACCAGCCUCCCCCUAACCUCACCAGCAACCGUCGCUUACAGCAGACACAGGCUCAGGUGGAUGAGGUGGUGGACAUUAUGCGUGUGAACGUAGACAAGGUUCUGGAGAGGGACCAGAAGCUGUCAGAACUGGAUGAUCGGGCUGAUGCCCUGCAGGCUGGAGCCUCACAAUUUGAGACCAGUGCCGCCAAGCUCAAGAAUAAAUACUGGUGGAAGAAUGCCAAGAUGAUGAUUAUCCUGGGGGUGAUAUGCGCGAUUGUCCUCAUUAUAAUCAUUGUGUACUUCAGCACCUAAUGCGUGACGUUCCUACCCCACUCUGAGCUCAUGAAUGCCCAAUUCCAAGCCACAGAAAAAUCCCUCCCAAACAAAGAUGAGAAAAACGACUUCUCACAACAAUCGAUUUAUUUGCCCUCAAAGAGUCUAAAUCCGGCCCUUCCCGAGCCCCCUUGCCCCCUGCCUCCUCUGCCUCACAGCUGGGCCCCUGUAACUCCUCGUUCAUCCUGUCCGUGAGUGUGUGGCCAUGUCUCCUCUGUAAAUACCUCCGGCUUUUCGGAAAUACUGUUCAUACUCCAAACUCCUGAUUACUUGUGACAACCGAUAAAAAAGAAAUCACAACCCUUAGAAUAUGAUAAGAUUAUACAGUAUAUAUUCCAAAUGUUCUUUGUAGAGUUUUAUUCUGAUAUAAUGGUUUUUGUAGUUUGUGUGUGAGUGUGCAUUUGUAUAUUUUUUUUAAGUUUUGAAAGAUUUAUUUUGCUUCAGGUUUAAACUACUGCCUCUUAAUCUGGGUGUUUGUAUCUUGCAUGCUCUAUUUCACUCUUUCUUGCUCACUGAGUAUUGGUGUAUUUUUGCACAAGCGAUAGACUCCCUUAACUGAGGUACUAAAUCAAUAUCCCCAAUUUGUUCUUUGUCACAUGCACUCUAUUUCAGUCCUACACAUUGCCCCCUCAACCCCCUUUCACUUUCUUUCUUUCUUUCUUUCUUUCUCUCUCUCUCUCACCAACAGUACUUACUCUUAGUGAACUGCCACAACAGACUGGACCAAUGACUGUAGAUGCUUAUCUUAAUUUAAUGUCUUUAGUGUCUUAUCUCUUAAACAUUCCUUAAUAGCAGUGUAGAAUUAUGCUGUCUAUCAAACAAAGUAAGUGUAUUUAUCUUAAAGAAUUCCAAAAUAGGUCUUAAACCACCUCGAGUACUUGUUGUAACGCAGUCAAACUAGGUUUUGACAGGGAUAGCGAAGUAAUUAAUCGCACAUGGGUCAAUUGCGCUGUAAGUGAAAAGACUUGAAAGCGUUAGUGCUAUUCGAACUGCAACUGCGAACUGAUUCAUUCUGCUGGUAAAGAUUUUGAAGCCCAGAGAGAUUCAAGGCCGAAAAGGGGAAAUAGUAUCAUGCACAAAAAGCUUGUUUUUGAUGGCGCGUUUUAACUGGUUAGACUGCGGGUGCUGUGUUACUUCCUUGCAGCAGAACUACUGCCAAACCGAUACACGAGUUCAUCCGUCUGAAAGCACACAGGUUGAUACUUCAGUGUGAGGUAGUUUUGACAGCUGUGGUUCGCUCUCUUAAAUCUAGAUACUGCCUUUAAUUUAGUCUUUCUUUUAAUUUUAGAUAUAGAUUCUAUUGUAUUUUUGUGUGCGAAGCAGGCAGGAAAGGGAGCACGUCGUUUCAGGACUUGACGCUGGUGCCAUGUGCACAGCGAGCACCUUUGUGUCCCUCGCUAUUAUCCACCUCUCUGUGUGCCUGUUUGUUGAGUUCAGCUGUAGAUUACACACUGCCAAGCACCUGAGGGGAAGUUUUUUUUUCUUGUUGUCUUGUUUUUUUCCACAGUGCUCUUCCUGGUUUGCUCUUGUGCGUAUAUUCGCCUCCAUCAGCAUCACCCAUCAGCCUCAUCCAACCCAAUCUGUCGACAAAAAGCGAGCCAGGCGUGAAGUGUGCGUCUGCACGUGAACACCCCCCUCCUCCCCUUCACGUUUCCAAUUUAGCGCCAUGUUCUUUCACACAUGAUUCGGUUUCUAGCCACCCGUCGUAGUGUGUGUGUGUGGAGUAUUUCGGCUUCAUCCUGACAGAUUAGGCUGCUUAGACCUAUGCAGGUAAAGAAAGGCUGUUCCCGUGGCAACCUGCUUGCAUAAACAAGGGGGAGGGCAUAGAUUAGCUGAUUGAUUGUGACAGGGGGCGGAGCUGUUAAGGGGGCGUGGCUAUAUACAUUAUUCCACUGGUGUGUUGUUCCAUAUUAAGAAAAGCUUAAUGUUUGGAGCAGAACGAACUGUAAUACUUUGAACGCUAAUAAUUUUCAUUUCAUUCAUUUUUUCCUUCUUUAAAAGGAGAUUGCCUUAGUUAAUUUCAUUUUUUCCCCAUCCCUGCAUGCUCCUUCUCUCCUUUGUCCCACUCACAUUGAGCUUAUUUAAUGAAAAAUGACCAAAGACCAUAUUAUAUCUUGCUUAUACUGCCAACUGCCAUCAAAAACAGUUUAAGGGACAACAUUUCCCCAGAUCUCUGGUUUUUAAAAGCUCUCAUCCAGCAAAAGGAAACAAGAAAUCGCCCAUCUCUCUUCAGGUCUAUGUUUAUUGUACUUGAAUAUUUAGUGGAGGUGAUUGCUAACAGGAUAAGGAAUUUGAAACCACAAUCUGAUGGACGCAUCCCCAGGCCUGAUAUCUAAACAAUAAUAGCACAACUUCUCGUUUAGGUCUGUAUCUUUAAUGCUGAACAUAAAACAUGGAACUAUUUCUUUGUAGCUGUUUAAAGAAGAAAAAAGACAACAAAUCUGUAUUGUUGUAGUGUGGGCUUCAUUUGGAGGAAGGGGGUCCUUUUUUUAGAUUUUACAUUUAAGGCAUAAGCAAUCUGGAAUUAGAAUAAGAUGUUGAUCAUAUUAAAAUAGAUAAACUAUUUAUUAUAUUAGGCAAAUAUAAGAAUUCUCUCCAAGGGGUUGUCAACAUUUUAAAGGAGUCUAUAACUAACUAAUAAACAUCAUGCAUUGGGGUAGGACUCAAACGUGACAAAUUAAUCAAAAAGAGUUUAAGACGCUUCACAUAUUGAAAGGAUUCUAAUAGGGGACUACUACAAAUAAUGUAUGUGCUUUUCUGUUUUUCUUUGUGUGAGUGUAUGAAGACAUUUUCUUUUGUCUUGGCACUUACUGUAUGUUUUGUUCAAAACCGCGUGGGUCGAGAGGGACGGUGGGAGUAGUUUUGUCACGCCAGCCUGUUAAAGAUGCUGCGUCUUCUUUAUUGGGAGGGAACCAAUGAAGACACAGAACUUUACUGGCUCAAAGCCACAGUGAUUUCUCCAUUGCUCACGUCAUACAGUUGUUUAGUCUUCAGUUGUUUACUUUAUUUUAAGUAGAAAUUAGUUAAGGCUUCACAGUGGUGCUCUGUGGCACAGCUUCAUUGUGCUUAGUUAGGAGAGGGUGAUUUUUUUUUAUAAUUUAAGUUGAAAUAUAAGAACGGUGACCUAAGAUAUCAAAGUAAUACUGGAAAAUGAACCCUGCCUUAUUAAAGGUUAGCGUGUCAAAAGUUUUUUUCAGAAAGCUUGUACAGACUUGAAAUCAAUUUCAAUUGGUUGCCAUGGCGUUAUAAAACAGUUUGAUUCGUUGUUGAAGGUUUUUGGGACUGAAUAAACAGUAUAAACAAGCAGAAUUUAAGGAGCUGAUACCAUAGAGCUUCAUGGAGGUCUAGAAAUGCAUCGAACCAAGAGCCAAGUUGCUGUAUUAAUAACAAUUUGUGCUUCAUUUGUGUAUUUAUUUGAUUUAUGGAGGUUCAUUUGGAAAGGAAAGGUUGAGGAUUAGCAUUAACCCUGUUUGUCUGGCCUUUUUGGAGGGACUAGGCUGGAGGAUCAUGGGUAAUGCGGUCUUCACAGUUUUAUUUUAUGUUGUUAUUUUAUUUUAUUUUUUAUUUAUUUGUGUCAUAAGUUAUAGUGGACUACAUAUUAAA